AGUAAACACAACAACAACCAACAAGUAAAGACAACAACAGUCACAACACAAGCACAUUGGCAAGGCACAUUGGUCUGGUCAGGGUCUGGUCGUCUGGUCCUGGUCUCUUGCUUGCAUUUGUGAACUGUGAAGGGUACUUUCAAUUUUAAAUAUCUUAAAAUUUAGAAUAUAUUGUCUUAAAAUGAGCGGAGGGUUCAAGAAGAACACACGCAUUCGUGCACCAGACGUCUUGGGUACAAAGAUUUCGGUGGAAAACGCACAGUUGCUUGUGUCAACAGGGGCCCCAGAAUUCGACAACGUCAUUGGUGGUGGAUUAGCAGUUGGAACUCUGCUCUUGAUUGAGGAAGACAGGAGCAACAGUUAUGCAAGUUUGUUAACAAGACUGUUUCUGGCUGAAGGUGUUCUUGUAGGUCAUCCACUGCUUGUUGCUUCUAAGGAUAAAAAUAUAGACACUCUGAUUUCAAGCUUGCCAGCUGAAGAUCAGACAGGCAAUGUACCAGAAAAUUCUAAACAGGUGUCGGAAUCAAGUGAUAUGAAAAUUGCAUGGAGGUACCAACACAUGCCCAACAACUCAUCUGACCGCAGCAACCGAUCUGUUCAAUUUGGUCAUCACUUUGACUUAAGUAGAAAUUUAGUACCGGAAGUGCUUUCGUCUAUUAAACUGACUCGAUGGAGUGGGGGCCCUGUGAAACAUGACAAAACAGCUGAAGACGUUUUGUCUCCUGAGAUCCAAACUUUAUUAGAAAGUGUGAAAAAUUCGCUAGCCGAACACAAUUGCUGGGUCCAAUGCAAUGUAUCGGGCGGCGAACCAGUCAAACAGAGGACUGUUUUACGAAUGGCAAUAUUAUCACUUGGUUCUCCAUUAUGGGAAAUAAAAUCUGAAAAGAUUCCAGUGAUAUUCUAUGCACUUCGAGCCAUUCUGCGAGCUUCCUGCGCUGUUUGUUUAGUCACCAUUCCAAGCCAUUUCUUCAACGCAGCAACUAUAUCACGCUGCAGGCAAAUCAGUGACUACAGUAUUCAACUAAUACCUGCCAUCCAUAUUGAUGGAAAAGUGAAUCCACUUCUCUCUGGCCAAGAUGGUUUAUUCAAAAUCAAUAAAUUGCCAUCAAUCAACACAAUUACUCCCUACAAACCAGCUACAUUGGAUCUGGGCUUUAAAGUGCGGAGGAAGAAAUUUUGCAUCGAGAAACUGCAAUUGCCUCCGGAAAUAGCUGAAAGUGAAGAGAGGGAGCAGGAUGACUUUGUAGGACCUAAAUUAUCACAAAGCUUUGGUGGCUGUGGAUCAGGUUCAAAUAAAAACCUGGAAUUUUAAUAAAUAUGUGAUAAUGUGAUUUAUUGUUUAUAUUAGUGAUUAAGCAAUAAAAUAAGUCUUUACUGGGAUGAAAGAUACGUGUAGAAUUUUCCAAAUGC
Messenger RNA from Neocloeon triangulifer, 1410 nucleotides. It is a transcript of the gene Elp4, whose product is annotated as elongator complex protein 4. Gene Ontology annotation, cellular component: cytoplasm; elongator holoenzyme complex; transcription elongation factor complex. The transcript is spliced from 7 exons. NCBI's taxonomy places the organism in Eukaryota, Metazoa, Arthropoda, Insecta, Ephemeroptera, Baetidae. The coding region runs from base 182 to 1312 and encodes 376 amino acids. Gene Ontology annotation, biological process: tRNA wobble uridine modification. The record is from RefSeq and is a predicted model, not a curated record.